AUGGCAGACAGGAAUCACUGGUGGAAAACAUUGACUGGAAGGAACAAGAAUAUUCACAAAGAAACCCAGCAAGAACUUGCAACUUCUGACAAUAAAUCUGUGAAACAACCCAGCACUGACAUCAAAAACAACAACAUGAUUGGAGACGAGACGUACGAUGACUCUCAGAUGGAGCCCUCAUUCAAUGAACACACUUCCCGGAGAAACCUGACAGUUUCACGAUCCGGCCGUUGCAAAGAGAAGCGGAAUAACACAAGAGUGCGGGUCACGCUGCCCGAGAACAACUUAUAUGAGAGAACCGUUGCUGUAGCGAAGUAG
Molecule: messenger RNA, 318 nt
Organism: Triplophysa dalaica
Lineage: Eukaryota; Metazoa; Chordata; Actinopteri; Cypriniformes; Nemacheilidae
Product: proline-rich protein 15-like
Exons: 1
Coding region: 1-318 (105 amino acids)
Source: RefSeq, a predicted model, not a curated record